CGGAGAGAGAGAGAGAGAGCGGACUUCGGAACAAUUUAACUAGCACUGGGAUACCCCCCCCAAAGACCAGAGUCACUUCCCAGCGCGGCAGGAUUCCCCUCUCAGCGCAGAGAUAUUCAUGCUCCCGUGAGCGCUGCGGGCGAAGAUGAAGAGCAGGCUGUGCCUAGCGAUCGCUGCUGUCCUGGCAGCUCUGUUUGCCGUGUCCGUGGACGCUCAAGUGGAGUCUCCCUCACAGCUCAAGUUUAAAAUUUUAACGGAAAACAGUGUUCAAAUGUCAUGGAGGCGUUCGCGAGGCAGAAUCGGAGGCUACAGAUUGACAGUAACACCCAGAACUGGAGGACCUGUUAAGGAAAGUGUAUUGCCCCGAGGUGCAAGCAAAACAACGUUAACGGACCUCAUUCCCAAUGUAGAAUACAGCGUAACGUUGAUUGCCUUUGACGGCUCAUUGGAGAGUGACGCAGUUUCUGGUAAAAUCACGAUCCAGUCAGCCCGCAUACCAACAGUCAGGCCAGAGAGCGUCGAGGACCUUUCCCAGAAAUGUUCCGCUAUUGCUGUGGCUGAUUUGGUUUUCCUGGUUGAUGGAUCAUGGAGUGUGGGGAGAGCCAAUUUCAAUAGGAUCAGGGAAUUCAUCUACUCCCUCGUAUCUGCAUUCGAGAUCGGAGAUGACAAGACGAGAGUUGGAAUUGUGCAAUAUAGUUCAGACACUAGAACAGAGUUCAACUUGAACACAUACAGUCAGAAGUUGGAUGUACUCAACGCUGUGACUAGUCUUCCCUACAAAGGAGGAAAUACCAUGACUGGUGAUGCCAUUGAUUUCCUGAUAAAGAAUACUUUCACUGAAGAUGCUGGAGCAAGGAAAUCCUACCCAAAAAUAGCAAUAAUAAUCACCGAUGGAAAGUCCCAGGAUCCAGUGUCAGAAAAUGCUGAAAUCCUUCGCAACAUUGGCGUUGAAGUGUUUACUUUGGGUAUAAAGGGAGCAGAGCUAGAAGAAUUACAAGCCAUUGCCUCCCCUCCUUUGGAGAAGCAUGUUUUCAAAGUGGCAGACUUCGACAGGAUUCAAGAUGUCCAGAAUGAGAUAAUAGGCCGCGUGUGCUCUGGUGUUGAGGAACAACUUAGUGAAAUAGUUAGCGGAGAGGAAGUGGUUGAACCUCCUUCCAACAUGCAAGUCUUGGAAGUUGCGUCAAAUUCCAUGAAGAUCAUUUGGGAUUCAUCACCUGGCCAGAUCACCGGCUACAGGCUCCACCUUGUUCCCAUGGUGGCUGGCGUCAAAGAGCAGAGUGUCAAUGUUGAUGCUGGCACCAGGAUGGUGAUUGUCAAAGACCUCACCCCCGCCACCGAGUACCAGAUUAAACUUUAUGCCAUGCGAGGGCUGACAUCCAGUGAUCCGGUGAUGCUUAUGGACAAGACGACGCCCACGGAGGUUUCAGUCGAAUGUACCCUGGACGACAAUGCGCAGGCUGAUGUUGUCCUCUUGGUCGACGGCUCCUACAGCAUUGGCCUGAGCAACUUCGCAAAGGUGAAAGAUUUCCUGGAGACCUUGGUUAACACCUUCCAAGUUGGUCCGAACCGUAUCCAGAUUGGACUGGUGCAGUACAGCCGGGACGCAGUGACGGAGUUCACCCUGAACAGGCACUCGUCGCUCCAGGCUGUGCUGGAAGCCAUCCGCAACUUCCCCUACCGUGGUGGCUCAACCAACACAGGCCGGGCCAUGACCUACGUGAGGGAGAGGGUCUUCGUCAAGGAGAAGGGCGCCAGGACCAAAGUGCCACGGGUGAUGGUGCUAAUCACUGACGGCAAAUCCUCUGAUGCCUUCAAGCUCCCUGCUGAGAGGUUGCGAGACUUCGGCGUGGAGAUCUUUGCCGUGGGUGUCAAGGAUGCAGUGUUCAGCGAGCUGGUGGCCAUUGCCACGGAACCCGAGGACACUCACGUGUAUCAGGUGGACGACUUUGAUUCCUUCCAGAGGGUAUCGACGAAGCUCACGCAGACGCUGUGCCUCAGGAUUGAGGAGGAGGCGAAAGCUAUCCGAAGCCGGACCUUUUCCUCGAUCAAGGACCUGACAACAUCCGAAGUAACUUCUCGUAGUUUCCGGGUGAGCUGGACAGCUGCUUCCCCAGACGUCAUCUCCUAUCUACUGAGCUACAGGAUGGAAGCUGGGGGUGACAUCACGUCCGUACGGAUUCCUGGUGACCAGACAACCAGAGUACUAACCGACCUCCUGCCAGAUACGCCCUACCGUGUCACUGUGGUCGCAGAGUAUGUUGACGGGCAAAGUAUGCCUAUGCAUGGAAGCGAUACCACCCUUGAAGAAUCUGGGUCACCAAGUAACCUGGAGAUAUUUGAUGAAACAGCGGACAGCUUCAGGGUCAGCUGGUCACCGGCGCCUGGUAACGUUCUUCAGUAUAGACUGCAGUAUGUGCCAGAACUUGGCGGGGAGGCCAGAGAAACAAGCGUUGAUGGAAGGGUGACACAAACAAUCCUUCAGAACCUGCUCCCAAACACCAAGUACUCUGUGAAGGUUCUGCCGCAGUAUCGAACACUGGUUGGUCAACCAUUGGUUGGAGAAGGCACAACCAAAGAAGAACGUGGUUCUCCUCGUGAUCUUGUGACCAAAAAUAUCACACCCACCACAAUCGAUGCUUCGUGGACACCAGCCCCGGGCAACGUACGGAGUUACCGCAUCACCUGGAAGUCGCUCUUUGAUGAUGACAGAGGAGAGAAGAUGGUCUAUGGCUACACCCCGUAUACAACGCUGGACAAUCUGCAGCCAGAAACUAGAUACCAAAUCCUUGUCUAUGCCACUUACGAUAGUGGGGAAGGAGAUCCACUGCAAGGAGAGCAGAUCACUGACGCGACCCCAGAGGGCAAGGAACUGGUCGUAAGGGAUGAAAAACUCAACAGUUUCCGAGUGCAUUGGAAGCCCGCUCCAGGCAAAGUACUGAACUACCGCCUCACUUACAGGCCCACAACUAGAGGUCGACAAAUUACCACCAAGAUACCAGGUCAUCUGACGAGCACUGUCCUCCGACGGCUCAUACCCCAGACAACGUACAAUGUCUCUGUCGUUCCCUUUUACAGGCAAGGCGAAGGCAAAGUAAGAUGGGGUCUAGGGACAACAGUUUCACCAUAUAAACCUCCCCAAAACUUAACAACCUCUGAUGCCGCGAGAACAAGUUUCAGAGUGACGUGGGAGCCUUCUCCCGGGGAGGUAACAGGAUAUAAAGUCAUCUACCACCCAAGAGGAAGAGAAGAACAACAGGGAGAAUUGGUAGUAGGUCCGUAUGAUACUACCGUGGUCCUGGAAGAGCUGAGGGCUGGCACCACCUACAAAGUGGCUGUGUCUGGGAUGUUUGAAGACGGUGAAAGUGUGCCGUUGCUGGGAGAGGAACAAACAACACUGUAUGACGAUAAUCCAGUGUUGCCUGUGGGAACUCCAGGGCUGCAGUGUACCACAACGGCAGCUGCAGACAUCGUGCUGCUGGUAGAUGGCUCCUGGAGCAUUGGGAGGCUAAACUUCCGCCAGAUCAGAAGCUUCAUUGGCAAGUUAAUCCAGGUGUUUGAGAUUGGCCCGCGAAGAGUGCAAUUCGGUCUGGCACAGUACAGUGGUGACCCAAGGACCGAGUGGAACCUUAAUCAAUACAAGGACAAGAAGAGCCUGCUUGAUGCUGUGUCUUCCUUACCUUACAAGGGUGGCAACACUUUAACAGGCAUGGCUCUCAACUACAUUUUGCAAAACAACUUCAAGGACGACGCUGGUGCCCGGCCAAACGCACGCAAGAUUGGCGUCCUCAUCACUGACGGAAAAUCGCAAGAUGAUGUCAUUAGUCCUUCGGAGACUCUGCGUAACAUUGGGGUGGAGCUCUAUGCUGUUGGUAUUAAGAAUGCGGAUGAAACUGAAUUGAAACAGAUCGCCUCCGACCCAGACAGCAUUCACAUGUACAACGUGGCCGAUUUCUCCCUGCUGUCCGAAAUCGUUGAUGACCUCAGCAUAAACCUUUGCAACAGUGUGAAAGGACCAACUGGAGUGGAUCCUCCAAGAAACCUGGUGACCUCUGAGGCCACCCAUAACUCCUUCCGUGUGACGUGGGAGCACUCGGACUCGAGUGUGGAUCGGUACAGAGUGGAGUACCAUCCUGUGGGCGGAAGCAGGACAGAAGAGGUUCUUGUAAGUGGGAGAACAAGGACUGCGGUGCUGACGAAUCUGCAACCUAACACGGAGUAUGUGGUUAGAGUGUACGGACUGCUGGAGGGUGAAAUCAGCGAACCGCUGGAAGGGAUGGAAACCACUUUCCCUAUCCCUACUGUCAGGAACAUUAAUACUUAUGCCAUUACUCCGACCACGAUGAACGUCAGAUGGGAACCGGCCAGUGGAGCCUCAGGAUAUAUGUUACUGUAUGCACCAAUUAAUGCCACCACACCUGCAGAGAAAGAGGUGAAGGUUAACGCGGAUGUUACUGAUGUAAAGCUGACUGAAUUAUUUCCAAAUACUGAAUACACGCUUUCAGUCCACGCCUUGUAUGGUGAUGUCCCGAGUGAUCCACUGAGCAUGCAACAAGUUACCCUGCCUCUGCGUGGACCCAGGAAUAUCCGUUUCUCCGAUGUCACUCACAGCAGCAUGAGGACUCACUGGGAUCGAGCUCCAGGCAGGGUCCUGAAGUACAUCAUCCGCUACGCUGAAGUGGGAGAUGAGAUCGCCAAGGAGGUGGAAGUGUCUGGCAGCGACACCUCGGUGCCCCUCACAGGGCUGGUGUCCCAGACAGAGUAUGAUGUUUCAGUGUCAGCUGUGUACGACAAGGGGGUGUCCACUCCCCUGACUGGCCGGGAAAGCACCACACCUCUGAGUGGACCCAGGAAUAUCCGUUUCUCCGAUGUCACUCACAGCAGCAUGAGGACUCACUGGGAUCGAGCUCCAGGCAGGGUCCUGAAGUACAUCAUCCGCUACGCUGAAGUGGGAGAUGAGAUCGCCAAGGAGGUGGAAGUGUCUGGCAGCGACACCUCGGUGCCCCUCACAGGGCUGGUGUCCCAGACGGAGUAUGAUGUUUUGGUGUCAGCAGUGUACGACGAAGGGGUGUCCACUCCUCUGACUGGACGGGAAAGCACCAGGGUGGUCCCAGCACCAACUAAUCUUCGCUUCUCGGACGUCGGGGAGACGCGGUUCCGCGUUCACUGGAACCAUGGAGCACAAGAUGUGGCCCUCUACAGACUGACCUGGGUUCCAUCGGGUAGAGGCAACAAAGAGGAGAUGAUCUUAAAUGGCCAAGAUACCAACCAUCUUUUAGAGGGCCUGAACCCUGACACUGUUUACGAUGUAUCUGUGACGGCCAUUUAUCCAGAUGAAAUGGAAAGCGAAGAUCUCUUUGGUUCCCAGCAAACAUUGGUCAAGGUAGUUGCGACCACUCCAGUUACCUUGACGCCUCCUCGCAACCUCCAAGUGUACAACGCCACCUCACACAGCCUGACUGUGAAAUGGGAUCCGGCCAGUGGUCGUGUCCGAGGAUACAGGGUUAUCUAUGCUCCAAUGACUGGGGACCCCAUCGAAGAAACGAUCACAGUGGGUGCAAGAAUGAACAGUGUGGUGUUGCAGAAGCUGGAUCCCGAUACUCCGUACUCAAUCAGAGUUGUGUCCGUUUCCAGAACCGGAGAUGGGGGACAGAUAACUGGCAAUGGCAGAACAAAGCCGCUUGCUUCAGUCCGCAACCUAAGGGUGUACAACCCAACAACUAGUUCACUGGCUGUGAGCUGGGAUCCCGCCGAAGGUGUGGUACGACGCUACAGGAUUCGUUACGUUCCAUCCACAGGGCCUGGAAAUGAGGAAGAGGUCACAGUCUCAGGAAACACACACCAUACAAUCCUCAGGAGUCUGCAUCCUGAUACACCUUACGAUAUCUCAGUGGUUCCCGUGUACCGUGAAGGUGAUGGGGCUCCAAAGUCCAGCAGUGGGAGAACAUUAAUCCGUGGGUCACCCGGUAACGUUCAAGUCUACAACCCAUCACCGAACAGCCUGAACGUCCGCUGGACCAGCGCUCCAGGUCCUGUCCAGCAGUAUAGGGUGGUUUACGCACCUCUGACUGGGACUCGACCCUCACAAUACAUGGUGGUACCAGGGAAUGCCAACAACGUGCUUCUGGAACGCCUGCAGCCAGACACGCCGUACUCCGUGAACGUGGUGGCCCUGUACGCCGACGGGGAAGGAGGCCAGCUCACCAGCGACGGCCGAACAUUGAGCCGGAGUGGGCCACGAAACAUGAGGGUGUAUGAUGCGACCACCAACACUCUGAGUGUGAGCUGGGACCACGCGGAAGGGCCGGUCCAACAGUACAGGAUUGUAUACGCUCCAACAGUCGGAGACCCAAUUGAGGAGUUUACCUAUGUCCCUGGGAGAAGAAACAAUGUGAUCCUACACCCUCUCAUGCCUGACACUCCUUAUAGAAUCAAUGUGGUGGCCAUGUACGAUGAUGGGGAUGGAGGACAGCUGACAGGAGAUGGCAGGACAGUGGGCUUGCUGGAACCUCGCAACCUUCGGGUGUCUGAUGAGUGGUACACACGUUUCCGUGUCACGUGGGAUCCUGCUCCAGCACCAGUCCUGGGGUACAAACUUGUUUACCAGCCCACAGGCACCAACGAGAAAAUGGAAGUGUUUGUGGGAGACACGACGUCCUACACACCACAAAACCUGAAGCCUGGCACAGCGUAUGAUGUCAAGGUCUAUGCCACCUAUGAAUCUGGAACCAGUGAAGCUUUGACAGGCCAAGGAACUACCUUGUACCUGAACGUGACAGGAAUAAGUACUUACAAUAUCGACUGGGACACCUUCUGUAUCCGGUGGAACCCUCACAGGGAAGCUACCUCCUACCGAAUAAAGCUGCGACCUGUCGAUGUUUAUGCUGGUGGACAUCAGGACGUUACAAUCAAUGGUGCUGAUUCUAGUUACUGCUUCACUGGGCUCUCCCCGAAUACUCUCUACGAUGCCGUUGUAUACACUCAGCUUCCAAACCUGGAGGGUCCUGGAAUCAACGUGCAAGAGCGUACAUUGAUCCGCCCAACAACUCCUCCAACAGAGCCACCUUCUCCUCCCCCACCACCGACCAUCCCACCUGCUCGGGAAGUCUGCCUGGGUGCAAAAGCUGACUUGGUGUUCUUGGUUGACGGCUCCUGGAGUAUCGGGGACGAAAACUUCCAUAAGGUCUUGCAAUUCUGUUUCGACACUAUUGGGGCUCUCGAUGAGAUCAGCCCAAAUGGAAUGCAGAUUUCACUGGUUCAGUUCAGUGAUGAUGCGAAAGCUGAAUUUAAGUUGAACACUUACCAUGACAAAGGAAUGGUUCUUGCUGCUCUGCAGAUGAUUCAGUACAAAGGAGGAAACACAAAGACAGGCCGAGCUCUCAAAUAUAUGAACGACAAUGUCUUGGUUCAUUCGAAUGGCAUGAGGAAGGGUGUGCCCAAGGUGCUCGUUGCGGUGACCGACGGACGCUCACAGGAUGAGGUUAAGAAACCUGCACUUGCGUUGCAAGAAGCUGGUUACAGUGUGUUUGUCGUGGGGGUGGCUGACAUUGACAUCAAUGAGUUGAAAAACAUUGGCAGCAAACCCAGUGAGAGGCAUCUCUUCUUUGUGGAUGACUUUGAUGCCUUCGAGAAGAUUCAGGAUCAGCUCAUCACCUUCCUUUGUGAAACAGCGACUUCAACUUGUCCACUGAUAUAUCUCAAUGGAUUCACAACACCAGGUUUCAGAAUGCUGGAGGCAUUCAAUAUGACAGUGAAAGAUGCCGCAUCUCUCCCUGGAGUGUCUAUGGAGCCGGGGACAUUCAACAGCUUUACGGCUUACAGGAUUCAUAAGGAUGCAAGCCUUCAGCAACCUACAAUAGACAUCCAUCCGAGUGGCUUGCCGUCAGCCUACACCAUUAUGAUGCUUUUCCGUGUCCUCCAAACCACCACUUCUGAACCCUUUACCAUCUGGCAGAUAGUCGACGAAGACUACAAGCCAGAAGUUGGAGUUCUUCUAGAUGGUAACAGCCAAACACUAUCAUACUUUAACAAGGAUGAGAGAGGAGAAUCUCAGACUAUCACAUUUGAUAACGAAGAUGUAAAGAAACUAUUUUAUGGAAACUUCCACAAGGUUCAUAUUAUGGUGAAUCAGAACAGCGUUAAGUUGAUUGUGGACUGUCAAGAGAUCGAAGAGAAGCAGGCAAAUCCUCCUGGCAAUAUAUCAACCAGUGGAUAUGAAAAUUUCGGGAAAGUGGCUAAAGCCAGAGGUCCAAAGGGCAAGUCUGCUGCUUUUGAGAUCCAAAGUUUUGACAUCAUCUGCAGUCUGGGUUGGGCCACGAGAGACAAAUGCUGUGACAUCCCAUCUAUGCGAGAUGAGGCAAAGUGCCCGCCCCUUCCUCAUGCCUGCACGUGUUCUCAAGAUAGCAUUGGGCCUCCAGGACCACCCGGACCAGCUGGUCAAGUUGGUAGCAAAGGACCAAGAGGAGAAAGAGGCUUAAAUGGAUUAACUGGUCCGUCAGGUCCUCGUGGUGAGCCAGGUCCUCCCGGUCCACAAGGACUGCCAGGUCCUCAGGGUCCGAAUGGACUGUCACUCCCAGGAGAACCAGGACGUCCUGGAAUGAAAGGCGACUCGGGCGAACCAGGGUUGGCAGGACGACCAGGAUUAAUUGGCCGGCCUGGCCCAUCAGGUACACCGGGAUCAGAUGGCCCACGGGGCUUCCCAGGUAAAGACGGACCAAUUGGUCCACGUGGACCACCAGGGCCAAUCGGAUCUCCAGGUAACCCAGGUUCCCCUGGUCAAUCGGGUAUUCAAGGAAAACAAGGUGUUGCAGGAGCACCGGGACAAAUGGGACCAAAGGGUGAGAAAGGCGACCGGGGAGACUUUGCCUCUCAGAACAUGAUGAGAGCAAUUUCAAGACAAGUCUGUGAACAGAUGAUGAACAACCAAAUGAGAAGAGUAAACUCACUGAUAAACCAGAUUCCUAAUGGUUACCAAAGUAGCCGUGCAGUUCCUGGACCACCUGGUCCACCCGGACCAGCAGGUAACCCUGGACCAGUGGGAGAAACAGGUCCCCCAGGUGCAGCAGGUUUCCCAGGCACACCUGGAAUUCAAGGAAGAGUUGGUGAAAGAGGACCUUCAGGAGAAAAGGGUGAACGAGGUAGUCCUGGUAUUGGGAAGCAAGGAUCACCAGGUUUACCUGGACCUCCUGGCCCGCCAGGAGAAUCAAGGACUGGCCCAGCAGGAGCUCCGGGUCCAAGGGGGCCACUUGGGCCACCUGGUCGUCAAGGGCACUAUGGGAUCCGAGGUCCAGCUGGCCCUCCUGGUUACUGCGAUACCUCAAUGUGUGCAGGCAUACCUUACAACGGAUAUCCAAGUUCCGGAUAAAUUUUACUAGAUACUCAUGAUGCUUACAAAAAACCGAAAAGUCCUGUUUCUGAAAUAUUUGUUCCCGAUCUUAAUAAGAAAUGAGCCUUUUUGGAAAAUUCACCAGGAGUUGAUUUAACGAACUCUGUUGAUCACCAGUUCUUCAUAAGGAGAGAGAAAAACACACCUACUAAACUAAGCGAGUUCGCAGUCCUAUGCAUGAAACAGACGCCAGAGAUGCCUGCCCAUUUAAGACUGUUUCAUCGCGAAGCAAACAAAAAAAAAAGAAAUUUCACACACGAACAAGGCUUAAACUUUACAACCAGCCCUAUGAGGGUUGUAUUAUUUUCCAAGCAACAAACAAAAAAAAACAGUUUCUUAGCUCGGAAUGUUCAAAUUAUUUUGUCGUAUUGUUUCUGUAAAUAACUAAUUAUGGCAUUUAAAUGGUUCAAACUGAAUCACGUCCAACACGAGCUGUGUCGUGUAUUAAAUGUCUAGGCCUACUACAUGCUAUCAGCUUUAGAAAGUAACCAUCUUUUGUAUUAAAGGACAUCGCCCAAAACAAAUUAUGCAAAAAUGGAAAGAAUCAUAGAAGUGUAGAGGGGUGUGAAAUUUGUCUUUGGUAGUCCAUGAUGAGCAGUCACAUAUCAGCGGUGCAAGAGAACUUUGGAUGGAACAUAAAACAGUCUGCCGAUCAGUUAAUGUCAGUAUUUGUUCCCGGCCUAGACAAAUUUCGUAUCAAAAUCUUUCUGUGAGUGGGUGGUGGACCUAGGGGCACAAGGGGGUGGGGUGCAGUGGGAGUGAGGUAAAAAUAACUUAUUUCAGAUUUCAUGAAUGUCACAAUAUAUAUAUAUGUAUUUAAAAUUUUAUGGUUUAGCUAGAUAAAGUUUGCAUGCUUGUAGGUGCUGCUCACAAGAUCAACAGGGAAAAGAAAUCAAGUGGCUUGGCUGUUGUGGUUUUUCCAACUGCACAGUUGGUAAUAAUCUAGCAACGUACCAAAAAUUCUCAGUCUGAAUUUUCAAUUCCUGCUUUCUGGUAGGGAGCCAUCCGCAGACAAACCGUAGGUCAAGGAGUCACUCCUUCCUCUCAACUGUGUUCCAGUUCAGCUAAGUUCUCACCGGAUAGCAGGACUUGUGAAUUUAUACCCCCAGAUUUUAGCAAAGGAUCCAACACUGUUCCUACUUUCUGUCCACUCUUUUAUCACAGCUGCCUUGCGUUUCUUUCUGCACCCCACCCCCUUUUUCCUAUCAGAGUCAUUAUUUAAAACUGCUAUUAUCUUCAUGUUGCCUUUAUUGGGUUUUCUUUAACAGCCUUGGACAAUUCAAAUCAGACUAUUUGUUAUUAGCAUUGACUAUGCUGAAACGUACGUAAAGUGGUUAACUUUCAAGAUCUUAGAUUAUUAAUACUGCAUCGCAUGAUUUAAGCUGCCCUAGCUUAAAAAUGUAGCAUUGGUUACGCUUCUUGUUCAUUUCCUAUUUCUACAAAUUCAUUUAUUUUGCAAGAAAGAAGUGUUUUAGCAAAUCUUAUUGAUAAUUUUUAAAAAAGCAAUUCUCUUAUUCCCCAAUGCUUUGUGAGAAAAUAGUAUAAUUGUGCAAAAGACUCAUUUUCAAGGGAUGUAAAUCAAAAUAUGCAAAAAAAUGUAAACAUAUAUAUAUAUAUAUAAAAAUGAAUGUGUUGUAAGAUUUUGUGUCCAACAUGUUGUGUACACGUGUAAGCAUGAGGACUGGUAGGCUGCCAAUUAUAGUGUUUGAUAUAUGAGACCAAUAUUUCCAACCAGGACAAUACAGACAACCUUAUCGUCCAGAAACCCAUGUUGUUCCCAUAGCAAGGGAAGAGGAUGAAGAGAUCGACCAAAUUGAAAGUGAAAUUCAGUCGCCUGGAUUUAGUCGAAUGCAAUCAUGAGGACCGUCCAUCU
This is a messenger RNA of Hypanus sabinus (Atlantic stingray), 11255 nucleotides long. RefSeq names its product collagen alpha-1(XII) chain-like. Bases 146 to 9361 code for a protein of 3071 amino acids. Gene Ontology annotation, biological process: endodermal cell differentiation. Lineage: Eukaryota; Metazoa; Chordata; Chondrichthyes; Myliobatiformes; Dasyatidae. The record is from RefSeq and is a predicted model, not a curated record. Gene Ontology annotation, molecular function: protein binding. The transcript has 67 exons.